AUGGCCAGGCCAGUUCUGUGCCUUCUACUGCUUCUGCAGGCCAUGGCUGUAGCUGCCGCGGGCUGGAGCUUUACUUUUGGUGAUGAUGCAGGAAAGAAGACCCAGGGCCACCGGGACGAGCAUGACGCCAACCCCGGCAUUGGUGCUGGAGGGCCCCGAGACGAAUGGACACAGCAGAAUUAUGCCGAGCGGAACUUUUACCAGGCCGCCCAGAUCCUACGAGCCGCCCCCGAGGCGCCGCACCAACGAUCGCACAAACCGUCCGGGCUCGUCGCCUUGGCCCUCCAGUACAUCAUCGAGGUCCUCCCGACGGGCCCCGCCACGUCGCCGUCGCAAAAACCGCAGGCGACCCUGAGCCGCCCCGUUGCCGAAGCUGUCGAGCUCCUCGAAAUGGCCGCCGCCGUCAACAACUCCGACGCCCUAUACACGCUGGCUGAGAUCAACUUCUUCGGCCACUACAACUACCCCCGCAACUUCCGGGUCGCCUACGACCUGUACGACCGACUCGCCUCGAUCCACGGAAAUACGACAGCCCAAUACAUGUUGGGCGUCUAUCACUCGACAGGACUGGGCGACGUGGUCCCGCAGGACCAGGCCAAGGCCCUCCUCUACCAUACCUUUGCCGCAGCCGGCGGAGAUCUCCGAUCUGAGAUGGCCGUGGGCUACCGUCACUUUGCCGGCAUCGGCGCCGUCAAGAGCUGUGAGAUGGCUGUGGAACACUACAAGCGGGUUGCAGACAAGGCCAUCGAAUGGUUCAAGUCUGGGCCUCCCGGAGGCAGGUCCUGGGUUCACCAGGGCUGGCGCAUUGCCGACGACGACGGCGGUGUCUUUGGCGAGGGUGCCAGUGCUUCGAGCGCUGGCAUCAACGCCUUCAAGCCGAACCUCAACUCGGACGCGAACGCGGCUAUCAGCGACGUCAUCGAGUAUCUCGACCUGAUGUCCCAGAAGGGCGAUUUCAAGGCGGCCUUCAGCCUCGGCAGGAUAUACUACGAAGGCCAGCGAGGACUGGAGCGUAACCUAGACUUGGCCAAGAAAUACUUCUUCGCUGUGGCUUCGCGCUACUGGAAGCGGGACGGCCGUCUCGUCGAGAACUAUAAACCGGGAAUCGAGAAGACGGCGUGCAAGGCUGCUGCUUAUCUUGGCCGCCUGUACCUGAGGGGAGAGGGGCUCAAUCAGAACUAUGACAAGGCCCGGACCUGGUUCGAGCGCGGCGUCACGAAAGGAGACCCGCAGGCGCAGUACGGCCUCGGCCUGAUGCUGCUCAACGGCUACGGCGGUAAGAAGAAUAUCCGCAAGGCCACUGCUUUGCUCAAGGUCUCGGCCGACCAGGACUUUGCACCAGCGCAGGUAGAGAUGGGAAAGCUUCACCUCGACCAGGGUAGCCCCGAGGAUAUCCGCAUCGCCAACAACUACUUUGAGCUGGCCGCGCGGUACGGCAACAUCGAGGCCCACUACUACCUCGCCGAGCUGGUCCACUACGCCGUCGGGCGCGAGAGCCUCUGCGCCAUCGCCCUCAACUAUUACAAGAACGUGGCCGAGAAGGCGGAGCCGCUCGUCUCCACGUGGGCGGAAGCCAACGCGGCGUACGAGGCCGGCGACAUCGAUGCGGCCUUCCUGUACUACCUCCUGGCGGCCGAGCAAGGGUACGAAAGGGCGCAGACCAACGUGGCCUACAUGCUCGACUCGCAGAACUCAGGCCUGCCCCUCAUGGAUCUUAUCCAGGCCCGGCUGGGCGGCGAGGCCAACCAGCAGCCCAAGCGGGGCGGCCUGCUGGACAACCCGCGCAUGGCGCUGAUCCACUGGACCAGGUCGUCGAGGCAAUCCAACAUCGACUCGAUGGUCAAGAUGGGUGACUACUACUACUACGGCAUCGGCACCGAGAAGGACAUCGGCAAGGCGGUGCAGUGCUACCUGUCGGCGUCGGACCACUCGCAGAGCGCCCAGGCCCUCUUUAAUCUCGGGUGGAUGCACGAGAACGGCGUCGGGCUGACGCAGGAUUUCCACCUGGCCAAGCGAUACUACGACCACGCCCUCGUCGUCAACAAGGAGGCCUACCUCCCCGUCACGCUGAGUCUGAUGAAGCUCCGGCUGCGUAGUGCGUGGAACACGAUUACCCAUGGCGACAUCCACGGUAUUCAAGAAGAGCCCAAGGCAAAAAAGGACUGGUCCCUCUCGGAGUGGAUAGCCAACUUCAUCCAGGACGACGGCUACAUGUACGAGGACGACGCCUACCUUGACGACCUGUACGACGACACAAUCGGCCCAGGCAGCGAGGGAGAUCUUGACGAAGGGGGACUCGUGGAGAGCCUUCUCAUCGUCAGUGUCAUGGCUGCUCUUGUCUUCCUCCUCUGGUGGAGGCAACACAUCCAGCAGGCCCACGCCCAGCGCCAGGAGGAACAGAGAGAGCAGCAGCAGCAGCAGCAGCAGCAGCAGCAACAACCUCCGCCUGAGAUGAGACCGGAUGACGGAUUCCCAGCAUGGGCCGCUGGGGGUUUAGGUCUUUGA
This is a messenger RNA of Geosmithia morbida, 2505 nucleotides long. RefSeq lists its product as uncharacterized. The record is from RefSeq and is a predicted model, not a curated record. Gene Ontology annotation, cellular component: endoplasmic reticulum membrane. Gene Ontology annotation, molecular function: protein binding. Bases 1 to 2505 code for a protein of 834 amino acids. The transcript is spliced from 4 exons. NCBI's taxonomy places the organism in Eukaryota, Fungi, Ascomycota, Sordariomycetes, Hypocreales, Bionectriaceae. Gene Ontology annotation, biological process: ERAD pathway.